AUGGCGCCGCUGCAGACUGGACAGAACCACUCUUUGGCCCCUUCGCCGCGGGAUUAUGGUAAAGAAUCCCCAGCCAAACCGGUCCCAGUGGAAACCUCUAUCGACCCCAGGGUAUUCGGCGAGCUGCUCACAGGCACAGUGGGAAUAUUCGUGUUUGCCGUCCUAUUCUGGAAGCUCGGCAAGUUUAUUCGAUCGUUAAACAGACACAAAGUACUGCAGGAGGGCAAAUUGACGACGACUCGCUAUGCCCGGACUUGGUAUGGCUGGGUUUCUGUGGAGACACAUGAGAGAAACAAAUCCCUCCUCCGAACACUCUUCAAGCACAUUCGCGAGUGGGUGUCAUGGGAGUCAACCGAGACCGAUUACCAAUGGGUGUGGUGGGAUCCUGGCUUGGAGGCAAUGGAAGAACGCCGGGUCAACCGAAGACGACUGAAGCUGCUACCAGAAUGCCUGAAGAGCUACGAGGCGAUGCCAGAUAUCCAGGUUCCGUACCCUCGAUCGUCUAUAGAAUGUCGCGGGGCUUUGAUUGUCAGCCAAGAAUCUGCGUCUUCUCGACCGAUCGGAUCCGCAACUAGAGGCGCUGAGAACCUCCGUCCAUUACCGAGAAUUCAUUUCAAUAAGCACCACUUUGGCGGCAGCACAGCUUCUUCAGCAUCGCAGCAAAUGUUCACGCCACCUUCACGGACACGCUCCAGAUCUUCCGAGGACCAGACUGAGGGUAGUCAACGGUUAGAUGGAAGGAUAUGCAAGCAUGUGUUGACGUUGCCGACUCAGAUUCAGUCCCUGCAAAUCUCAACAAACAGUCAAUCCUUUCUCCGGAACGGGGCCUCAUGGGCAGAUCGUCAUACCGAUCGAAUGCGACGCCCCUCACACCCACGCUCAAUACGUAACAGCUUCCAUGUAGCUGAGCCCAGUUCCUGCUCGAAUGUGUACCAAAGUCUUCGAAGAGCGCGGGAGACCCCGAGACCCGCACUUCGGGGUGUUCAUUCACGAAAAUAUAGAUUGUGGUCGGCGCAGAUGCAAAUGAAAUCGACUGGACUAGCACAGCAAGAUCUCCGGGAAUCCUCUGGACCCCCGGGAACCCCUGCUACGGCGCUUCUGGCCAGUCUUUUGUCCGAGCAAAGUUCCUGUGAGAUUGCUCCAGAAACACGCAAAAAGAGUCUUAUAGGUGCGACGACGACCUUGGAGAAAAUCUCCGUGAUUCCUGACCAACCUUUCCAAGGGAAGCAAGCAGCCUGUGCGAUUCCUCUCGAUACUGAUAUGAAAUACGCCAAGUUCAACACUGCACCCGCACGAUUUCGGCCAUUGAAGAAGUCAGGAGUACUGAAUACACUCUCGUCGAACCAGCUAUGGCAUUCGUGGCGAGAUACCAGGGCAGCUGGGCGCCCUAGAAACAGCUUCCAGGAACUUUGGACUCACCCAGGCACUAUCAAAGCCCGGACCAAGUAUGCACCCCUCCCGAGCUGCCUGGAUGGGGUCUUCGAGGCGGAACAAAUCUCUUUUGAUAAGCUGAGUGACUGGGAGGUGCGACUAAUUGACCGAUUGGAUCGCAAACUGUUAUGGAUAUUCAACGAGAUGACCCCCGGACUGAAGCCGUAUCAUUUCACAUUGCUUGCCAACCACUGGCUGAACAGAGAGACUUGGCUCGUGAUUGACCCUCCAUCGCGAGUUCCAAUACACAAUCGACGGCAGUGGGGAGACCCGCGAUUCAACGACCCCUACCCGGAGGCGGAUCGGAAAUCAAGGCCCAAAUACCCAGCCAUGGCACGGAAACGAGCUCAGGUUCCGCGCAUAGUUUCAUGGCGGGCAGCUGUCAACAGACAGAGGAGGAUUUCCGGAAUUCGGGAUGCCAUCCGAACUAUUGAACUAUAUGAAGACUCGGCCGAGGAGCCACCGGAUGGAAAAAUCGACCCAGCUUGUUGGAUCUUGCCAAAGCCGCCUCAGGGGUUUGAGAUGUCGACACAGCAAAAGAACGCCUGGUACGAAGGAGGCACUGGGUGGCAGGAAAAGCUGGAAGACUGGCAGCAAGUUCGGCGGGGAUACCGUCUGCGUAAAAUUGUCCAUGAGGGUCGCGUGAACCGGAAUCGCGUGAAGGAAGUCGCAUUCCAGGUUAACAGAUGCUGCCGUACUGCGUCGCUCAAGUUGCUUCCUAGGGGGAUCGCACACACAGCACCACAGCCUCAACCCGUGGUUUAA
Penicillium canariense is the source of this 2196-nucleotide messenger RNA. RefSeq lists its product as uncharacterized. The transcript has a single exon. NCBI's taxonomy places the organism in Eukaryota, Fungi, Ascomycota, Eurotiomycetes, Eurotiales, Aspergillaceae. The record is from RefSeq and is a predicted model, not a curated record. Bases 1 to 2196 code for a protein of 731 amino acids.